AUGCCCAGAAAACCCACGCCGGCAGCCAAGCAGCGCGUGCGGACGGGUUGUUUGACGUGUCGCAGGCGCAGGAGAAAAUGUGAUGAGCAAAAGCCACGAUGUGCAAACUGUGAGGUUAAGGGGUUUGCUUGUAAAUACGGGGCUGAUUUGGCGUUUGUUUCGUCGAGGGCUGGUCCGCAUGGGUCGGGGGUCGGGCAGGGGUAUAGCUCUAUCACGUUUGUUGAUGACUCCCCUCUUGCAGCUGGUAGCAAAGAUAAAUCGAAGGAGCAGCAGAAUCGCCCGGAUGAGGUUCAUGGCAAUGCUGAGUUCACCGAGGGCCUGCAGCCUUCUGGUGGGAGCCAGGAUGAUACAGACGAUGGUCGAGCCUUUGAAUUUGAGAACAUAUUAACGACGAAUGCGCCGAUUGUUGAUUUUUCAGAACCUCCGAUUGCAUUUGUUGGAGGACGAAGCACUCCAGAUGCUCGACUUAUGACUAGUCCUCCCUAUUUUGGACAUGCGGGUUCUGUUGCUAGUGCUCCGACUAUCGAGCGUCAAGGAAUUUUUGCCAAUGGAAACCAAGAAACCGAUCUGCUGCGACAUUUCCGGUAUUAUGUCGGUCCGUGGAUUGACACUGGAGAUCCUGAGCUCCCAUUCGGUCUUCAAGUGUUGCUUCUUUCGCGGACAAACCGGGCUUUGCAAGCUGCGGUACUUUCACUCUCUGCUGGACAGAGAUUGCUUCUGCCACUGGCGACCAGUGAAGAUGUUGAGAGUAGUCGGCUGUUCCGACGAAAGGCGAAAGAGAGUCUUGCAGUUGAGCCUGAUUUGGCUAGAAAUGCUGGUCAAACACUAUUGAUGCUUCAGGAUGUCCUACCUGCUGGACCACAGCAGUGGAGAAACAUUCUCAUGCAUAGUAUGGAAAAAGGAUGUGAUUUUUCAUCGAAGACCAGCUUAGGAGAAGAGGUUGGAGAAGCAUUGCUGUGGCUUCACUUUCGACUCGAUCUUGCAGGUUGCAUUACCUCUUCCAAACCACCACUCAUCCCUUUCCGAUCACUACUCCGACGCGACGGCACAUUAAUCCACCACCCGCAAUCCCAAAUCCAACCCCAAACCGUCAACCGCGUAUACAAAAAUAUUCUAUGUCUACUCGGACAUUGCUUAUCUCUGAUCUAUGGAGACUUCGAAAUGCCAUCUCGGCAAGCAACGGCUCCGGAACCCGCAUUCCCCUCACUACGACAAUCACACUUCCUCUCCGAAUGGACAUUCCUUUGGACGGACUGCCAAAAAUGGUACAAUGAACGACCAGUAGAUGUCCAACAGAUUGUGGAUAUCCGUGGUGGAGAGGCCGAUCAAAUUGAUCCUGACCACAACUCGUCAUUUCCGAUUCUCAUCUACACGACACCAAUGGCGCUGGUCGCUAAUGUUGUCUAUCAUAUGACAUCUCUGCUACUGUUGACUCACAAGCCACGGCUUCUGAAAUCUCUUCCAGGGCCUAGGUGUUAUACCUCGCAUAUCUGGCACGCGCAAUCAAUAGCUGGAGUUGCAGCAAGCAAUGACUCACCGGAACAAUGGGAUCCAAUUCUGGUUGCAAGUCUUCUCAUUAUUGCCCGUGAUAUGACACAUGAGUCGCAACAAGCUGUUCUUUUGGAGCGGUUAGCCAGGAUCACUGGCACGACGGGAAUCAAGCUGGACCAUGAGACUGAAGCUCUUCAAGCAACGUGGAACAUGGCACGAUACGAGGAGGAAUUUGAUGAUGAAACUGAUGUUUGA
This is a messenger RNA of Penicillium antarcticum, 1746 nucleotides long. RefSeq lists its product as uncharacterized. Bases 1 to 1746 code for a protein of 581 amino acids. Lineage: Eukaryota; Fungi; Ascomycota; Eurotiomycetes; Eurotiales; Aspergillaceae. Gene Ontology annotation, biological process: positive regulation of transcription by RNA polymerase II. The transcript has 4 exons. The record is from RefSeq and is a predicted model, not a curated record. Gene Ontology annotation, molecular function: transcription cis-regulatory region binding; DNA-binding transcription factor activity, RNA polymerase II-specific; zinc ion binding. Gene Ontology annotation, cellular component: nucleus.